This is a messenger RNA of Terrapene triunguis (Three-toed box turtle), 3045 nucleotides long. Its product is annotated as glutamate receptor ionotropic, NMDA 3A. The coding region runs from base 52 to 3045 and encodes 997 amino acids. The record is from RefSeq and is a predicted model, not a curated record. NCBI's taxonomy places the organism in Eukaryota, Metazoa, Chordata, Testudines, Emydidae. The transcript is spliced from 9 exons. Gene Ontology annotation, biological process: modulation of chemical synaptic transmission; ionotropic glutamate receptor signaling pathway; monoatomic ion transport. Gene Ontology annotation, molecular function: NMDA glutamate receptor activity; transmitter-gated monoatomic ion channel activity involved in regulation of postsynaptic membrane potential. Gene Ontology annotation, cellular component: plasma membrane; postsynaptic membrane.
AGGAAGGGGGCCGGUCGCUUCUCCUGGCUGCCCGGCCGCUGGCUGUCCGUGAUGUGGAGACUGGGUGUGUGGUGGCUCCUGAGCAGGGUCUGUCUGCUGCUGCUGCCGCCCUGCGCCCUGGUGCUAGCCCGGGUGCCCGGCUCCUCCUCCCACCCGCAGCCCUGCCAGAUCCUCAAGCGGAUCGGGCACACCGUGAGGAUCGGGGCGGCUCACCUGCAGCCCUGGGCGGCUCCCUCCCGGACCCACCGCGGCUGGAGCUGGGGGGCGCACCAUGCCGCCCCGCGUGGAGGAGUGCCGGAUCCCGCUCCCGGAGCGCAGUGGCUCGGGACCAGCCUCGGGAACAGGGCGCAGCUGGGCACCGGGAACCCGCUUGGCAACGAGAGCGGAGGCCAGGAGCCGCUGCUGCUGCCCAGGGCCGCGCUGCUCUUGGGGGUGGAGAAUCUCAACCGCGUGAGCGGGCUGCUGCCCUACAACCUGUCCCUGGAGGUGGUGAUGGCCAUCGAGGCCGGGCUGGGCGAUCUCCCGCUCUUGCCUUUCUCUUCCCCCAGCUCCUCCUGGAGCAGCGACCCGCUCUCCUUCCUGCAGAGCCUCUGCCACACCGUGGUGGUGCAGGGGGUCUCCGCCAUCCUCGCCUUCCCGCAGAGCACAGGGGAGAUGCUGGAGCUGGAAUUCAUCUCCUCGGCCCUGCGCAUCCCGGUGAUCAGCAUCGUGCUCCGGGAGUUCCCGAGGGAGAGCCAGAAUCCCCUUCACCUACAACUGAGUUUAGAAAAUUCAUUAAGCUCUGAUGCGGAUGUCACUUUCUCAAUCCUGAAAAUGAACAACUGGUACAAUUUCAGCUUGAUGUUAUGCCAAGAGUGGAAUAUCACAGAUUUUCUCUUCCUCACGCAACAGAGUUCCAAGUUCCACCUGGGCUCCAUUAUAAAUAUUACCACAAAUCUAACUUCAACUAGUGACCUUCUGAACUACUUACAAGUUCACCUAGAGAGCAUUAAAGACACAGUAUCAACCAUGGUUAUGUUUGGCUGUGACAUGGAGAAGACAAGGAGGAUUUUUGAAAUAACCACCCAGUUUGGCGUGGUGCCCCCUGAACUUCACUGGAUUCUUGGGGAUUCACAAAACGUGGAAGAACUGAGAACAGAGGGUUUACCGUUGGGUCUCAUAGCUCAUGGCAAAACGACACAGUCUGUUUUUGAGCAUUACGUCCAGGACGCAAUGGAGUUUGUAGCAAGAGCUGUGGCAACAGCUACAUUGAUCCAACCAGAGCUAGCACUUAUUCCAAGUACGACAAAUUGCAUGGACAUAGAGGAAACAAAUCUCACUUCAGGGCAAUAUUUAUCAAAGUUUUUAGCCAACACGACCUUUAAUGGUCUCAGUGGCCACAUUAAAGUGAAAGGCUCGUCCAUCAUCAGCUCAGAAAACAACUUCUUCAUUUGGAAUCUGCAGCAUGAUCCUGUUGGGAACCCAAUGUGGACUCGACUGGGGAGCUGGCAAGAAGGAAAGAUCAUCAUUGAUCGUGGGAUAUGGCCAGAGCAGGCCCAGAGGCACAAAAAUCACAUCCUGCACCCUCCCCGGCUGCACCUGAGAGUGGUAACACUGAUAGAACACCCUUUUGUCUUCACGAGAAACGUGGAUGAUGAAGGGCUGUGCCCAGCAGGACAACUGUGCUUGGAUCCUCUGACCAACGAUUCAGCCAUGUUGGAUAGCCUCUUUGAAACCCUUCAUGGGCGCAACGACACCGUGCCCAUUGAGUUCAAAAAGUGCUGCUACGGCUACUGCAUCGAUCUGCUGGAAAAGUUGGCCGAGGAUAUGAACUUUGAUUUUGACUUGUACAUUGUUGGCGAUGGGAAGUACGGAGCUUGGAAAAAUGGCCACUGGACAGGUCUUGUGGGUGACCUUCUGGCUGGGACAGCCCACAUGGCAGUGACAUCAUUCAGCAUCAAUACAGCCCGUAGCCAAGUGAUCGAUUUCACCAGCCCUUUCUUUUCAACCAGCUUGGGCAUCUUAGUGAGGACCAGAGAUACCGCCGCUCCUAUUGGAGCCUUUAUGUGGCCACUCCACUGGACCAUGUGGCUGGGAAUAUUUGUUGCCCUCCAUAUCACAGCAAUAUUUCUCACACUGUAUGAGUGGAAAAGCCCCUUUGGGAUGACCCCCAAGGGAAGAAACAGGAAUAAAGUUUUCUCCUUCUCCUCUGCCCUGAAUGUCUGUUACGCAAUCUUGUUUGGCAGAACAGCUGCCAUCAAACCCCCCAAAUGCUGGACUGGACGGUUUUUAAUGAAUCUCUGGGCCAUUUUUUGUUUGUUUUGUCUGUCAACGUACACAGCGAACCUGGCUGCUGUCAUGGUAGGAGAGAAAAUCUAUGAGGAGCUUUCUGGAAUACAUGACCCCAAGCUCCACCACCCUUCCCAGGGAUUCCGCUUUGGAACGGUGCGAGAAAGCAGCGCUGAAGAUUAUGUCAGGCAGAGCUUCCCAGAGAUGCACGAGUACAUGAGACGGUACAAUGUACCUGCAACUCCUGAUGGAGUGGAGCACCUGAAGCAUGAUCCAGAGAAACUAGAUGCCUUCAUCAUGGAUAAAGCACUCUUAGAUUAUGAAGUGUCAAUAGAUGCUGACUGCAAACUUUUGACAGUGGGGAAACCGUUUGCCAUUGAAGGGUACGGCAUUGGCCUUCCUCCAAAUUCUCCACUGACCUCAAAUAUAUCUGAGCUCAUAAGCCAAUACAAGUCCCAUGGCUUCAUGGACGUGCUGCAUGACAAGUGGUACAAGGUCGUACCAUGUGGGAAAAGAAGUUUUGCGGUCACGGAGACACUGCAAAUGGGCAUUAACCACUUCUCUGGACUCUUUGUGAUGUUAUGUGUUGGAUUUGUCUUAUCCAUUCUCACCACCAUUGGAGAACAUGUAGUACACAGACUGGUCCUACCACGAAUCAAAAAGAAAUCCAAGCUGAAAUACUGGCUCCAUACAAGCCAGAGAUUGCAUCGCGCGUUAAACAGUUCAUUCACUGAGGACAAACACCAACCCAAGACAAAACGAGUAGAAAAGAGGUAA